This is a messenger RNA of Galendromus occidentalis (western predatory mite), 1495 nucleotides long. RefSeq names its product SET domain containing 8. The record is from RefSeq and is a predicted model, not a curated record. NCBI's taxonomy places the organism in Eukaryota, Metazoa, Arthropoda, Arachnida, Mesostigmata, Phytoseiidae. The coding region runs from base 508 to 1443 and encodes 311 amino acids. The transcript is spliced from 2 exons. Gene Ontology annotation, molecular function: transcription regulator activity; protein binding; histone H4K20 methyltransferase activity. Gene Ontology annotation, cellular component: polytene chromosome; nucleus. Gene Ontology annotation, biological process: regulation of DNA damage response, signal transduction by p53 class mediator; regulation of transcription by RNA polymerase II.
UUUCCGAGCUAUCUUCGUCCCGCCAUUCUGAAACAUGUUACAGGCGGAGGUUGACUGCCGUUUUGCGUGUAAAAAAAACAGCCUCCUCUCUCCCAAUGAUCUUCCGGCUGUGGCGCCACUAGUGCGGCGUCUUUCCCGCCGGUCGAUUCAAAUUCGUGUCGUCUGCUACAGCUGGCCGGUUCGACCACUCAGAAGAGGCGACCAUGGUGGCGGACAAAAAAGUUCUGCGCAUGCUCUUCAAAUCACGACUACAUCACCAAAUAGCAGCCGCUGUUGAUGCUGCCGCCGACAAGCAAGCCACCACCAAGCACACUGAAGAAGAACGAGACUUAACUUUUGGCCGUUGUUUGGUUGGCUAGGCGCUGAGUGCCACAUUGGCCCGAGAGGACCCUCGUUCAUGCUGAAGUUCCGUUCGCGGAGGACUCUAAGUUCCUACUCUCCGCCGUUGUUGUCGCUCUGAGCAUCGGAAUCAGUCGCUGCCACGGUCACCGUAGUCCGUCUGGAACUAUGGGCAUCAAGUCACCAGAAACGGCGCGAGCUAAUUCGACGACCAGUGCAAGACGGAGACCUGGCAACGUCCAGUCCCCGAAUACACGCAUGAAUAUCGAGAAGUAUCUCGUUCCGCAAAUCAAAGCAGAACUCUCCGAGGUGGAUUCUAAGUCAGCUUCAGAUUGUGUCAUUGCUGACGCGACAGUGACAGCCGUCGGAUCAACAUACGCAGUGGGAACAACAGUCGAGGUUUCGGUCAGUAGCAGCGUGAGCAGCAGACAGAAAGAAAAUGUCCCCGAAACUGAAACUACGACCAAAGCGCGGAAACGAGUUCGCACAACGAGAAAGAAACCAAAGGCAGUCUCUUCACCGAAAACUACGUCGUCGAAAACGACUCCGAACGCUGCCGUGCUUGACAGCAAAGAGAAGUUCAUUACCGACUAUUUCCAACCUCGACGGAGUAACCGACGGACGAAGGCGGAGGUCAUAAAAUCGAAACAACUUCUCGUGGAAGACAGAAUUAUUCGCGAAGACGAAUCAGGAUUCGAGAUCGUCAAGUAUGAAGAUAAAGGCCGUGGAGUUAUAUCGAUGGUCGACCUCAGAGCUGGCGACUUUGUCCUCGAAUACGCCGGAGACCUUAUCAAUCUCAAGGAGGCUCGGCUUCGUGAGGAGAAGUAUGCGCAAGAUCCGUCUGUAGGUUGCUACAUGUACUACUUCCAGCACGAGAACUGCAGCUACUGUGUAGAUGCGACCCUCGAGAGCACGCGACUCGGCAGACUUAUCAACCACUCUAUAAAAGGCGCGAACCUGAAAACGAGAUCCGUCAAGAUCGGUGGUAAACCGAGACUUAUAUUCCUCGCGAAGCGAGACAUAUGUUCUGGCGAGGAGCUUCUAUAUGACUACGGUGAUAGAAGUAAAGUGUCACUGCAAAGUCAUCCCUGGUUGAAGCGAUAAAGCUGUCGACCUGCCCUCUGGUUGGCACCUAUGUCCAUCCUUCCUCUUUUUC